This is a messenger RNA of Coregonus sp. 'balchen', 42050 nucleotides long. The record is from the annotation of a GenBank genome assembly. Lineage: Eukaryota; Metazoa; Chordata; Actinopteri; Salmoniformes; Salmonidae.
GUGUUUCUGCUGCAGCAUGGAUUCUGUGCCAGAGCCCAGGUCAGUCAGACGUUCCCAUCGCACGUCAAAGUCACCGGACAACAACGCAGCCAAAGUAAGAUAUGCCAGAGAGUAGGAGUCUUGUCUGCUAGCUACAUGUCCAUGAUAAGAAGUGAAUAGAGCUAGCCAGCAUCUUGAAGUAGACUCACUGCAGCUCACUCUUGACUGUAGGCCAGGGUUCUUCAAUUCCGGUCCUGGAGGGGGCCGAAACACCUCUGUUUUUCAUCCUCUCCUUCUAAUCAGGGGCUAAUUCAGACCUGGGACACCAGGUGAGUGCAAUUAACUACCAGGUAGAAAUAAAAAACAGAAGUGUUUCGGCCCUCCAGGACCGGAAUUGAAGAACCCUUCUGUAGGCUAUAUCAGGGAUGGCUAACAACAGAGAUCCUGUUAAAUUACUAGAGGGGCAAUGUCAUAAACCAGAGUUCCAGAAUGGGGUGAAAAUGGCAGCCAUAUUGGUCAGGUCGAAAUCCAACCCAGUCUAAUUGGAAUGAAUGGCAGUAGAGGCAUAAUCCUGAUUUUACUUAUGCAGGAAAAUAAAACAAAGACGUGAUAUCAGAAGUUGUUUAACAUAAUUAUUAUCAAUAUAAAAUAUUGUAAUAUCAUAAAUAUAGUUCAUUCAGGGUUUAUACACAUUUUCUGUAUAAAUAGCCUCUAAAAUAUAUGUAAACAGACCAAUAAAUGUCAAAAUUUUUGUUUUCUUGGGAAGCUGAAAUUGCUAUUAUAUGAUCAGUACUUGUUGCAUUUACAACUUGUCUAAGUCCUAUCAACUGGUUUAAGCCAGUUCAAGGCUGUGGAUUGACUGCAUUGUUUGAAUGGAAUGUUGGCAUAAUGUCAGUUAAUUUGUAAAAGUAAUGGAAUCAUUCUUCUAAAACUGUCUGGCUAGCUAACUAACAAACAUGCAGUGCAGAUAAAUUCUUCAAAUCCAUUAUUUUACACAAUAUCUUAUCACAGCACUGGCAAACCACGGUUGACCUACUCCCUGACCAAAAUGGCUGACCUUUGGACCAUCAUAAGAAGGUUCAUGGCCAUUCUAGUAUUCUAAUUCAUAAUUCUAUGUGGCCAACUGGCUGCGUAGGCUUUUGCUCCAACCCUACACAAACACAUCUGAUUCAACCAAUCAAUGACCUGAGAAGCAGCGGACGACUAGAAUCUGGUGUGUUGAAGCAGGGUUGGAACAAAGUCCUCCCAUCCAGGGCUGGUCACCCCUGCUGCAGAUAAACCAGUUAGAUUUAAAACUGUAGUCGUUGCUGCUGUUCCAAAUGGCACCCUAUUGCCUAUGUAGUGCUUUUGACCAGGGCUCAUAGUGCUCUGGUCAAAAGUAGUGCACUAUACAGGGAUUAAUGUACAAUUUAAGACACAGCUGUAGCUGUUAAUGAUCACCGUGUUCAUUGUGGAGUUUGACCACGUAGAGACAUUUAAACCUUUAGACUCCCUGAAGCAGUUUUUCCACACACAGACAUUCACUUUACAAGACUGGGUAAUUUCUUCAAACAUCUUCAAUCUGUCUUUCACUCUAAUGGUCUCCUAAUCACUUGGAGAGUUAAUUUUACUGGGACAACAGAUAACUGUUCUGUCUCGCUUCAUGACUUCCUAACCUCAGUCUGUUACUCACCUCUGCCUCAGGAGAGCGGCAAGGCACGCAAGAUGACAAGCAACCUGCAGGAGACUCGGAGGAGAGGAAGAAUGGACAGAUGUAAAGGAGAAGAGGACAUAGCCAAUCAACUGCAGAACCUGGUACAGACUUUAGAGAAGAAGCCUAAAGGGAAAUUAAAUGUGGGAGGAAGAGUUUUACAUUUGUAUGUAAAUGAGUGUGUGAGAGAGAUGGAGAGGAAAGAGUGAAUCUAGAGAGAUGGAGAGGAAACAGUGAAUCUAGAGAGAUGGAGAGGAAACAGUGUAUCUAGAGAGAUGGAGAGGAAACAGUGAAUCUGGAGAGAUGGAGAGGAAACUGUGAAUCUAGAGAGAUGGAGAGGAAACAGUGAAUCUGGAGAGAUGGAGAGGAAACAGUGAAUCUAGAGAGAUGGAGAGGAAACAGUGAAUCUAGAGAGAUGGAGAGGAAACAGUGUAUCUGGAGAGAUGGAGAGGAAACAGUGUAUCUGGAGAGAUGGAGAGGAAACAGUGAAUCUAGAGAGAUGGAGAGGAAACAGUGAAUCUAGAGAGAUGGAGAGGAAACAGUGAAUCUGGAGAGAUGGAGAGGAAACAGUGAAUCUAGAGAGAUGGAGAGGAAACAGUGAAUCUGGAGAGAUGGAGAGGAAACAGUGAAUCUAACAUUUAGACUCUUUACAUAAUGUAUUAUGAACACAUAAUAACCUCAUCACUCAUCGUCUACUAGUGCAGAGCGAUUGACUUUUCCCCCGGUUAUUAAACAACUCAUUGACCGACGUCGGUUCAAUUACUUGAAUUCCUUUUACCUAGCUUUUUGUGUGAGCCCAACACGCCAUUUCUCUAGAGAGAAAUCAAAUAAUUCAUGAAAUCAAGUCAAGAACUAUGUGGGACGCUGGGCUGAAGGUAGUUGUCAUUUUUCAGUAAGAAAAUAUUAAACAGUGCAGAAAUGUUCUAAUGAACUACAAUGACCCUAAUCCAUUGCACCUGUUCUUUCCGGCGCGGACUGUGACGGAUACACUUGCUACACCUGCUACGUUAGGUUAGAUACACACAGACCACACGAGAGAGGAAUGUACACAAUGACAAGAGGAGACAGUUGGUGAAAGUAUGCCUUCUCUACUUUGAAGAACUAGUCAAAUGAUUUAGUCAGACAGCUCUGCAGCAUACUUAGGCAGGCUAGUUAAAUAGGAUGACUAAAGACAGGACAGUACGGGGAGCACAGAGAUAACGUUAGAUGAUCUGGCUGGCUGGCUGGCUGGCUGGCUGACUGCUACCGCCUGAGCAGAGAUGAGAUGAUGACUUUAAGGAAUGAAAAAGAAUAGUCAUCAAAUAAAAACUAAGUAAUAUAUAUAUAUAUAUACACAACUGAAAUAUGUUAUUAUUUAGUAAUUGACUGUUGUUCUGUUGACGUCUACCCAAUGUGGACCUGACAGAGAAUAUGGAAUAUUUUAUAUGGUUUUGACAAUUGAAUGCUCACAAUUUUUGGCUUUGGAAUUUCCAUUAAAAAGCUCUAAAAUCAAUGUAACGUCAUUAUUUCAUAAUACAUUUCAUGUAAAAAUGAAAUAAUCAAAAGCAAAAUAGAAAACUGUGAUUAUUUUCUAAUAAUCUAACCGAAACUGAAACAGACCUCAAAAAGCACUAAUUGCUCAGCACUAUUGGCUACUGUUGUCGUGUGUGUGUGUGUGUGCUCACGUAUUUGUGUCUGUGUGUGCUCACGUGUUUGUGUGUAGGAUCUGGGCAACAAGGCUUCUGCCACAGGGACUGGUCUGGUGUUCAACAAAAUAUUCACCCACCAUCGCUGUCUCUGGGACCCCAGGUGACUGUCAUGUUUUCUGAACCCUGUUCUUCUGUCUCCUUACUGCUCCAGGUGGGUACACUAUAUAUACAGAAGUAUGUGGACAACCCCUUAAAAUUAGUGGAUUCGGCUAUUUCAGCCACACCCGUUGCUGACAGGUGUAUAUAAUUGAGCACACAACCAUGCAAUCUCCGUAGACAAACAUUGGCAGUAGAAUGGCCUUAUUGAAGAGCUCAGUGACUUUCAACGUGGCUCCGUCAUAGGAUGCCACCUUUCCAACAAAUCAGUUUGUGAAAUUUCUACCCUGCUAGGCUGCCCCGGUCAACUGUAAGUGCUGUUAUUGUGAAGUGGAAACGUCUUGGAGCAACAACGGCUCAGCCGCGAAGUGGUAGGCCACACAAGCUCACGGAAAGAGACCGCCGAGUGCUGAAGUGCGCAGCGCGAAAAAAUAGUCUGUCCUCGGUUGCAACACUCACUACCGAGUUCCAAACUGCGUCAGGACAAUAACUGUUCGUCGGGAGCUUCAUGAAAUGGGUUUCCAUGGCCGAGCAGCUGCACACAAGCCUAAGAUCACCAUGCGCAAUGCCAAGCGUCGGCUGGAGUGGUGUAAAGCUUUCCGCCAUUGGACUCUGGAGCAGUGGAAACUCGUUCUCUGGAGUGAUUAAUCACGUUUCACCAUCUGGCAGUCCGACAGACGAAUCUGGGUUUGGCGGAUGCCAGGAGAACGCUACCUGCCCCAAUGCAUAGUGCCAACUGUAAAGUUUGGUGGAGGAGGAAUAAUGGUCUGAGGCUGUUUUUCAUGGUUCGGGCUAGGCCCCUUAGUUCCAGUGAAGGGAAAUCUUAACGCUACAGCAUACAAUGACAUUCUAGACGAUUCUGUGCUUCCAACUUUCUGGCAACAGUUUGGGGAAGGCCCUUUCCGGUUUCAGCAUGACAAUGCCCUCGUGCACUAAGCGAUGUCCAUACAGAAAUGGUUUGUUGAGAUCGAUGAGGAAGAACUUGACUGGCCUGCACAGAGCCCUGACCUCAACCCCAUCAAACACCUUUGGGAUGAAUGUACCCCAAACAACCCCAAACAACCUCAAACUGGUACCCCUGCAUUUAAAGUUUGACCUAAUUUCUGAUUCUGUAAGCAAUUAACGGACUGGUUUUAUUGAAAACUGAAUUGAGAAACUAUUGUGUUGCCCUGCUUCCAGCCAUCCAGAAUGCCCCGAGAGAGUGAGCACCAUAAUGGACAUGGUGCAGAAACAGGGACUGCUGUCUCGCUGUGUUAUGGUGGAGGUAAGAGAUUACAACACACAUACACCACAACAACACACCACCAGUGGAGAAACAGGGACUGUGGUCCUCGUCUGUGUUAUGGUGGAGGGUAAGAGAUUACAACACACACACACCACACACGUGAGAAACGGGACCGUCCCGCUGUGUAUGUGAGGUAAGAGUUACACACACAUACACACACACACACCACAUGGAGAACAUGGACUGCUUCUCGCUUGUUAUGUGGAGGAAGAGAUUACACACACAUACCACACACACACACACAUGGAAACAGGCCUGUCUCACUUAUGGUGAGGUAGACAUACACACACUACACACAACACACACACACAGUGGAGAAACAGGACUGCUGUCUCGCUGUGUUAGGUGGAUAAGAGAUUACAACUAUUGCACAGGGACUGCUGUCUCGCUGUGUAUUGAGUAGAGAUUACAACAUACAAUACCACACCAGUGGAAAACAACUGCUGUCUCGCUGUUUAUCAAGGUGGAUACAAACGCAUCCACGACCAUGGCAACACAGGGACUGGUCUCGCUGUUUAGGUGAAGUAAAGUAUAUUACAUACAUAACACUAAACAUGAAAUGGAUUGUCUGCUAGUUAGUAGUGUGGUUGCCUCCCCACAACAUGGACAUUUUGUCGGUUGUUAUUCGUGAUGUUUCACACUCUCACUCAACCAUGACUCCCAGGCACAACACCGUGCGUCUAACGAGACUGCUGUCCGCUGUUUAUGGUGAUACAGAGAUUCACAACUGCUACACACAGCACACACACACAUGGAGAAACAGGACUGUGCCUCGCGUGUUAUGGUGGAGGUAAGAGAUUACAACACACAUACACACAACACACACACACACACACACACAGUGGAGAAACAGGGACUGCUGUCUCGCUGUGUUAUGGUGGAGGUAAGAGAUUACAACACACAUACACACACACACACACACACACAGUGGAGAAACAGGGACUGCUGUCUCGCAGCGGUGGAUUGAUUGAUUGAUUGAUCAAUCGAUGUAUUGAUAGAUUGAUUGAUUGAAGGAAGGGCCAGUGGAAGAACAAAAGAGACUGUUGUUUACUCAAGGUGGACUACUAGAAUGCGCGUCCGGUCAGCAACAUCUCAGGGACUGGUCUUCGUCCACGGAUCUGAGGUUGAACAACACCGCUAUAUUAUGUUAACACAAAGUAGUUAGACAUGAAAUGUAUUUAUUAUCAUAGUAGUCAGUGCUGGUUGCUUCUCCACAGUACAUUGAUAUUGUAUGUAUUGAACCAUUCGUUGUAUGUUCAUAUCUCUCUCUCACCAUGUUCUCCAGGCUAGGGCUGCGUCUAACGAAGAGCUGCGGUUAGUUCACACGUAAGUCUCUUAGACUGCGUUUACACAAGCAGCCCAAUUUUAAAUAUCUUUGUUCACUAAUUGGUCUUUUGACCAAUCAGAUCAUUUCUGAAAAAGAUCUGAUGCGAAAAGAUCCGAUGUUGUUGUGAUUGGUCAAACGACCAAUUAGCGGGGGAAAAAAGAUCAGAAUUGCGCUGCCUGUGUCUUUUAAAUUCUGUGUAGAAUGCCCAACAAUUAUGUUUAUAUUUUCAUUCACGUGUUUGUUGUGUAAAUGUGGCCUGUUGUAUCUAACAGGAAGGAGUAUGUAUCUAACAGGAAGGAGUAUGUAUAAAUGUUGUAUCUAACAGGAAGGAGUAUGUAGAUCUGAUGAGGUCCACUCAGCAGAUGGAUGAAGACCAGCUGAAGACGCUGGCUGACACCUAUGACUCCAUCUACAUCCACCCUGUGAGUAACUGUUUUAUUCAAACACUGAUGAUAUCCGGGCCGGUUCAGAGUUGAGAUGACUACAGGCGACUCAGUAAAUCAUUCAUUGAUGUCAGUGGGAGGCUUGCUAGAAAAUGUGAGUUAAGAGUGCAGAUCUCAAGUCAGAAUAGGCCCUCUGUUGUUGAGUUAUCAAGACUAUGGCAGUGGUCACUGGGGAUGUAAAGGAUGUCAUGGUUAAUACUAAAGAGUAUACUACUUUAUCCCCUCUGUUAAUAUAUUUUCCUUCUCUCUCUUUAUCUCUCUCUCUCCUCUCUCUCUCUCUCUCUAUCUCUCUCUCUCUCUCUCUUCUCUCUUCUCUUGUGUGUCUCUCUCUCUCUCUCUCUAUCUCUCUCUCUCUCUCUGGUCUCUCUUCUCUCUCUCUCUCUCUCUAUCUCUCUCUCUCGUCUCUCUCUCUCUCUGUCUCUCUCUCUCUCUCUCUGUCUCUCUCUGUCUCUCUCUCUCUCUCUCUCUCUCUCUCUCUGUCUCUCUCUCUCUGUGUCUCUCUCUCUCCUCUCUCUCUCUCUCUCUACUCUCUCUCUGUGUCUCUCUCUCUCUCUCUCUGUUCUCUCUCUCUCUCUCUCUGUGUCUCUCUCUCUCUGUGUGUCUCUCUCUCUGUGUCUCACUCUCUGUCUGUGUCUCUCUCCCCCCCAGGAGUCCUAUACGUGUGCCAGUCUGGCUGUGGGCUCUGUUCUGCAGCUGGUUGACAAGGUCAUGACCUCAGAGCUCCGGAACGGAUUCUCUGUUUCCAGGUAAAUGAUAUAUGUCUGUCACAGCUUUAUCAAUCUGAGGAUAUUGUUUUAAACAGAAAUCAUCUCUGAAUGUAACAUAUUUAAUUGACUUCUGUUUGUAGUUGUUUUUAAUUGACUGUAAUGUAUGUUUUCCCCUGACAUGUCCAGACCUCCAGGCCAUCACGCCCAGGUAGACAAGAUGAAUGGUUACUGUAUGUUCAAUCACCUGGCCAUCGCAGCGCGCUACGCACAGACACACCAUCGGGUGGAACGGUGAGUCACAUCACUGAUUGGUUGAUUGGUUGAUUGGUUGAUUGGUUGAUUGGUUGAUUGGCUAAUUGGCUAGUUUUUAAUUUUUGUUGAUUGCAGAGUUUCGAUUGGUUGAUAUGUUGAUUGUAGAGUUCUGAUUGGUUGAUUGCAGAGUUUCGAUUGGUUGAUAUGUUGAUUGUAGAGUUCUGAUUGGUUGAUUGCAGAGUUCUGAUAGUGGACUGGGAUGUGCAUCACGGCCAGGGGAUCCAGUACGUUUUCCAGGAGGAUCCCAGGUAGGUUCAUCUGAACCCAGUGGCCACGGAUACGGACUUUCUGGAUACCAAUUUGCCCAGGCAUUUCUGCGCAUGUGCAGGAUUUUUUUUUUUUUACGUAGCUGAGUGCCUUCAUAAUAUGUGUUUUGGAAUGUUGGUUGAAAUCGCCGCAGGGUUUUUAUUUCAGCUGUUCAGAGACACAGACUACAUGGUUCAGAAGAGGCUGAGUAUGUGCUCAGUUGUCAGAGCACCUUACCGAUCACUGCACCUGUACACAGCCCAUCUGAAAUUAGCCCACCUAACUACCUCAUCCCUAUAUUGUUAUUUAUUUUGCUCUUUUGCACCCCAGUAUCUCUAUUUGCACAUCAUCUCUUGCACAUCUAGCAUUCCAGUGUUAAUUACUAUUGUAAUUAUUCUGCACUAUAGCCUAUUUAUUGCCUUACCUCCAUAACUUGCUACAUUUGCACACACUGGAUAUAUUUUCUGUUGUAUUUCUGACUUAUGUUUUUUUUUUUACCCCAUAUGUAACUCUGUGUUGUUUUUAUUGCACUACUUUGCUUAUCUGGCCAGGUCGCAGUUGUAAAUGAGAACCUGUUCUCAAUGGCUUACCUGGUUAAAUAAAAGGUGAAAAAAAAAAAAAAAGUAUACAGAGAAACGUGGAGGGAGUGAGAGCAAGCAGCACGUUAGAAAAACGAAUGUGUGCGUUAUAAAAUAACACUCAGAACGUGAUCUGGACCUUUUGAGAAAGAGGUUUCCGGAGGGGGGGGUGAGGGCUGGGGGGGGCGGGGGAGGGUAUGUAUGGCGUCAAUGAUGAAGGAUGUAGAUCCAGCUAAACAUACUCGCGAUCGAAUGCAGAGACGAGAGGAUAGAGCGCAGAGAGUAUGUAGAGUGGAGAGGAAGAGAGAGAGCGUAAGUGGAAUGGGGGGGAGAUACUCUCUAGCUCGCUCGAGCUAAUUCGCUUCUUUCUAUUGUCAAUUCUCUCCCUUUCCCUCUCUCUUUCUCUCUCUCUCCUCCCUCCCUCCUCUCUCUCUUCUCUCUCUCUCCUCUCCUUUCUCUCUCUCCUCUCUCUCCUCUCUCUCUCCUCUCUCUGGUCAGUGUUCUGUACUUCUCAGUCCACAGAUAUGAGGAGGGUUCGUUCUGGCCCCACCUGCCUGAGUCAGACAGCAGUGCUGUGGGCACCGGGUCUGGAGAGGGAUACAACAUCAACCUGCCCUGGAAUAAGGUACUGCUUACUGGACUAGUUACUGGACUAGUUAAGGCCCAUUUACCUCUGAUGUCAUAUUAUCUCCUCAGUGUUUACCUUGUAUUCUGUAUUCUAAUGUUGUUGUAUUGAGGGUUCUGUUUUUCUAAUGUUGUUGUAUUGAGGGUUCUGUUUUUCUAAUGUUGUUGUAUUGAGGGUUCUGUUUCUAAUAGUUUGUAAAAUGUGGUGACAUUGAGGUUUAUUCUUUCCCUUUGUCGACAGAUUGGAAUGAAAGAUGCAGACUACGUUGCAGCAUUCCAACAGCUUCUUCUGCCUGUAGCCUAUGAGGUAUCGUUGUUGAGAUGGUUGUUAGACUUCCUCAAUAGUUUGGGUUUUAUAUAACGUAAUAGAGUAUAGAACAUAAAGAUGAUGUUCUUAGAAGAAUAGAACAUUCAGAUGAUGUUCUUAGAAGAAUAGAACAUUCAGAUGAUGUUCUUAGAAGAAUAGGAACAUUCAGAUGAUGUUCUUAGAAGAAUAGGAACAUUCAGAUGAUGUUCUUAGAAGAAUAGGAACAUUCAGAUGAUGUUCUUAGAAGAAUAGGAACAUUCAGAUGAUGUUCUUAGAAGAAUAGAACAUUCAGACGAUGUUCUUAGAAGAAUAGGAACAUAAAGAUGAUGUUCUUAGAAGAAUAGAACAUUCAGAUGAUGUUCUUAGAAGAAUAGAACAUUCAGAUGAUGUUCUUAGAAGAAUAGGAACAUUCAGAUGAUCUUAGAAGAAUAGGAACAUAAAGAUGAUGUUCUUAGAAGAAUAGGAACAUUCAGAUGAUGUUCUUAGAAGAAUAGGAACAUUCAGAUGAUGUUCUUAGAAGAAUAGAACAUUCAGAUGAUGUUCUUAGAAGAAUAGGAACAUUCAGAUGAUGUUCUUAGAAGAAUAGGAACAUUCAGAUGAUGUUCUUAGAAGAAUAGAACAUUCAGAUGAUGUUCUUAGAAGAAUAGGAACAUUCAGAUGAUGUUCUUAGAAGAAUAGGAACAUAAAGAUGAUGUUCUUAGAAGAAUAGGAACAUAAAGGUGAUGUUCUUAGAAGAAUAGGAACAUAAAGGUGAUGUUCUUAGAAGAAUAGGAACAUAAAGGUGAUGUUCUUAGAAGAAUAGGAACAUAAAGAUGAUGUUCUUAGAAGAAUAGGAACAUAAAGAUGAUGUUCUUAGAAGAAUAGGAACAUAAAGAUGAUGUUCUUAGAAGAAUAGGAACAUAAAGAUGUUGUUCUUAGAAGAAUAGGAACAUAAAGAUGAUGUUCUUAGAAGAAUAGAACAUUCAGAUGAUGUUCUUAGAAGAAUAGAACAUUCAGAUGAUGUUCUUAGAAGAAUAGAACAUUCAGAUGAUGUUCUUAGAAGAAUAGAACAUUCAGAUGAUGUUCUUAGAAGAAUAGAACAUUCAGAUGAUGUUCUUAGAAGAAUAGAACAUUCAGAUUAUGUUCUUAGAAGAAUAGGACAUUCAGAUGAUGUUCUUAGAAGAAUAGAACAUUCAGAUGAUGUUCUUAGAAGAAUAGAACAUUCAGAUUAUGUUCUUAGAAGAAUAGAACAUUCAGAAGUGAAUUCCCCCAUAACAGUUUGUUUCUUGCAGUUCCAGCCUCAACUUGUCCUGGUGGCAGCAGGCUUUGACUCUGUGAUAGGUGAUCCCAAGGUAAGGAGAACCAAAUAUUCAUUUUUUUCUUUCAUUACAAGUUGAUGUGAUAAAAAUGUAUAUUAUUUCUGAAAGAACUUGUGUGUGUGUGUGUUAGGGGGAGAUGUCUGCCAGUCCUCAGUGUUUCUCUGUGCUAACUCACAUGCUGCGGGGCCUGGCUCAGGGGAAGGUGUUGCUGGUUCUGGAGGUAAGAACAACACGCUCUAGAUAUCUUUAUUAAAGCUGCGAUUUACACAUGCAGCCCAAAUCAGAUCUUUUGCCACUAAUUGGCCAUUUGACCAAUCACAUCAGAUCUUUUGCCACUAAUUGGUCAUUUGACCAAUCAAAUCAGAUCUUUUGUCAAUAAUUGGGCAAAUGAAAAUGAUUCUGCUGCCUGUGUAAACGUUGAGUUGGGUUGGGUUGGCUUCCAUACCACGUGAUAUAUCUACAUUAACUGCAUGCAUCCACAUUUAUGGUUACAAUCAAUGUGUGUUGAACGUUUUCUAAAGUUGUGUUGAGUGGAGUUGAUGACAUGUUUCAGGGAGGAUAUAACCUGCAGUCCACAGCAGAGGGGGCAUGUGCCUGUCUGAGGUCACUGCUGGGGGAGUCCUGCCCCCGCCUGGGGUCACCGUCCAUCCCUCAUGACAGUGCCCUGAAAUCCAUCUCCAGGUCCAUCUCUGCUCUGUACCCUUACUGGACCAGUCUGCAGGUACUAGGUAAGUACUGGAGAACCCUUCAUAACCCUUAUAACCCAUUCAUAACCCUUUCAACCCAUUCAUAACCCUUUAAACCCAUUCAUAACCCUUUAAACCCAUUCAUUAUCCCUCAUAACCCCUUCAUAACCCCUUAUAACCCAUUCAUAACCCUUUAAACCCAUUCAUUAUCCCUCAUAACCCAUUCAUAACCCCUUAUAACCGUUUCAAAACCCCUUAUCACCCAUUCAUAAUAAUUCACAACCCAUUUAUAACCAUUCAUAACCCCUUCAUAAAUUGUUGAAUUAUAAUCCAUUAAUAACUCCUUCAUAACCUCUUCAUAACCCAUCAUAACCAUUCAUGACUGUGCUAUGUCUCCAGAGGGAGGGCCUCUAUCAGACAGCGACCCCCUGACCCCAGCCCUGACCCCAGCCCUGACCCCAGCCCUGACCCCAGCCCUGACCCCGGCAGAGAGCAGUGAGGGGCUUAGUGAAGAGGUCUGUGAGGAGAGAACAGGCAGCCUGGACCUGACCACAGGCCUGGUGUACGACCAAAGGAUGAUGGAUCAUCACAACAUGUGGGACAGGUGAGAAUCAGUCAAAGACACCGCAACAUGUGGGACAGGUGAGAAUCAGUCAAACACACCACAACAUGUGGGACAGGUGAGAAUCAGUCAAAGACACCACAACAUGUGGGACAGGUGAGAAUCAGUCAAACACACCGCAACAUGUGGGACAGGUGAGAAACAGUCAAAGACACCACAACAUGUGGGACAGGUGAGAAUCAGUCAAAGACACCACAACAUGUGGGACAGGUGAGAAUCAGUCAAAGACAUCACAACAUGUGGGACAGGUGAGAAUCAGUCAAAGACACCACAACAUGUGGGACAGGUGAGAAUCAGUCAAAGACAUCACAACAUGUGGGACAGGUGAGAAUCAGUCAAAGACACAACAACAUGUGGGACAGGUGAGAAUCAGUCAAAGACACAACAACAUGUGGGACAGGUGAGAAUCAGUCAACGACACCACAACAUGUCGGACAGGUGUGACAUUGAGGCCCUGUCCAGAAACAAACAUGUCCCCCUCCCUGGAAAACAGUGCCAGUUGUUACUCAGUGGAUAAUCCUGGUUAAAGAAACACUAAAUAAUCCCCUACCCCUGAGGGUUCCUUCACUGUCCAGCCCUUGCCUCCUGCUGAAUGGACGCUACAUAAAUAAUGUUUAUUUGGUUGUUGGUAGCCACCAUCCAGAGCUUCCCCAGAGGAUCCAGCGUGUCUUCUCCCGUCAUGAGGACCUGGGCUUGGUGUCCCGUUGCCUAAGGAUACCGGCUCGACUCGCCUUAGAAGAGGAGCUGGCUCUGUGCCACAGGUAACUUCUACCGAAAACUAGUUAAAGAUAUAGGGCUGUUACUGGUUGUAUAGGGCUGCUACUGGUCCUAUAGGGCUGCUACUGGUCGUAUAGGGCUGUUACUGGUCCUAUAGGGCUGUUACUGGUUGUAUAGGGCUGCUACUGGUCCUAUAGGGCUGCUACUGGUCGUAUAGGGCUGUUACUGGUCCUAUAGGGCUGUUACUGGUCCUAUAGGGCUGCUACUGGUCCUAUAGGGCUGUUACUGGUCGUAUAGGGCUGUUACUGGUCCUAUAGGGCUGCUACUGGUCCUAUAGGGCUGUUACUGGUCGUAUAGGGCUGUUACUGGUCCUAUAGGGCUGUUACUGGUCCUAUAGGGCUGCUACUGGUCCUAUAGGGCUGUUACUGGUCCUAUAGGGCUGCUACUGGUCCUAUAGGGCUGUUACUGGUCGUAUAGGGCUGUUACUGGUCGUAUAGGGCUGUUACUGGUCGUAUAGGGCUGUUACUGGUCGUAUAGGGCUGUUGUUACUGGUCCUAUAGGGCUGUUACUGGUCCUAUAGGGCUGCUACUGGUCCUAUAGGGCUGUUACUGGUCGUAUAGGGCUGUUACUGGUCCUAUAGGGCUGCUACUGGUCCUAUAGGGCUGCUACUGGUCCUAUAGGGCUGCUACUGGUCCUAUAGGGCUGCUACUGGUCCUAUAGGGCUGCUACUGGUCCUAUAGGGCUGUUACUGGUCGUAUAGGGCUGCUACUGGUCCUAUAGGGCUGUUACUGGUCCUAUAGGGCUGCUACUGGUCCUAUAGGGCUGCUACUGGUCCUAUAGGGCUGUUACUGGUCGUAUAGGGCUGCUACUGGUCAUAUAGGGCUGCUACUGGUCGUAUAGGGCUGCUACUGGUCGUAUAGGGCUGCUACUGGUCGUAUAGGGCUGUUACUGGUCCUAUAGGGCUGUUACUGGUCCUAUAGGGCUGCUACUGGUCGUAUAGGGCUGCUACUGGUCCUAUAGGGCUGCUACUGGUCGUAUAGGGCUGCUACUGGUCCUAUAGGGCUGUACUGGUCCUAUAGGGCUGCUACUGGUCCUAUAGGGCUGCUACUGGUCCUAUAGGGCUGCUACUGGUCCUAUAGGGCUGCUACUGGUCGUAUAGGGCUGCUACUGGUCGUAUAGGGCUGCUACUGGUCGUAUAGGGCUGCUACUGGUCGUAUAGGGCUGUUACUGGUCCUAUAGGGCUGUUACUGGUCCUAUAGGGCUGCUACUGGUCGUAUAGGGCUGCUACUGGUCCUAUAGGGCUGCUACUGGUCGUAUAGGGCUGUUACUGGUCCUAUAGGGCUGUUACUGGUCGUAUAGGGCUGUUACUGGUCGUAUAGGGCUGUUACUGGUCGUAUAGGGCUGUUACUGGUCCUAUAGGGCUGUUACUGGUCGUAUAGGGCUGUUACUGGUCGUAUAGGGCUGUUACUGGUCCUAUAGGGCUGCUACUGGUUGUAUAGGGCUGUUACUGGUCCUAUAGGGCUGUUACUGGUCCUAUAGGGCUGCUACUGGUCGUAUAGGGCUGCUACUGGUCAUAUAGGGCUGUUACUGGUCGUAUAGGGCUGCUACUGGUCCUGUAGGGCUGCUACUGGUCCUAUAGGGCUGUUACUGGUCGUAUAGGGCUGUUACUGGUCGUAUAGGGCUGUUACUGGUCCUAUAGGGCUGUUACUGGUCCUAUAGGGCUAUUACUGGUCCUAUAGGGCUAUUACUGGUCCUAUAGGGCUGCUACUGGUCCUAUAGGGCUAUUACUGGUCCUAUAGGGCUGUUACUGGUCCUAUAGGGCUGCUACUGGUCCUAUAGGGCUAUUACUGGUCCUAUAGGGCUGUUACUGGUCCUAUAGGGCUGUUACUGGUCCUAUAGGGCUAUUACUGGUCCUAUAGGGCUGCUACUGGUCCUAUAGGGCUGCUACUGGUCCUAUAGGGCUGCUACUGGUCCUAUAGGGCUGCUACUGGUCCUAUAGGGCUGUUACUGGUCCUAUAGGGCUGCUACUGGUCCUAUAGGGCUGCUACUGCUCCUAUAGGGCUGUUACUGGUCCUAUAGGGCUGCUACUGGUCCUAUAGGGCUGUUACUAGUCCUAUAGGGCUGCUACUGGUCCUAUAGGGCUGUUACUGGUCCUAUAGGGCUGCUACUGGUCCUAUAGGGCUGCUACUUAUGAUUUAAAAAGCUAAACUGAUCCUAGAUCUGGACUCCUACUCUGAUAAAUUUGGUGGAUACGGGCCCUGGCAUUGAUGACAACCCAGACAGCUAGUGAGGGUGUUUGAGGAGGUUAGGGAGUCCGGGGUUGUUUUUAUGUAGAUCUGUGUAUCGUCAGCGUACCAGUGGAAUUGGAUAGCGUGUUUUCUGACUAGGAGAGGAAGGGGGAGCAUGUAGACGAUAGAGGAAUAGAAUCGGGCCUAAAACUGAGCCUUGAGGGAUGCCAGAAGUGAAUAUGUGUAUCUACUGUGUCCGUAGCUGUGUAUCUACUGUGUCUGUAGCUGUGUAUCUACUGUGUCUGUAGCUGUGUAUCUACUGUGUCCGUAGCUGUGUAUCUACUGUGUCCGUAGCUGUGUAUCUACUGUGUCCGUAGCUGUGUAUCUACUGUGUCUGUAGCUGUGUAUCUACUGUGUCUGUAGCUGUGUAUCUACUGUGUCUGUAGCUGUGUAUCUACUGUGUCCGUAGCUGUGUAUCUACUGUGUCCGUUAGCUUGUGUAUCUACUGUGUCUGUAGCUGUGUAUCUACUGUGUCUGUAGCUGUGUAUCUACUGUGUCUGUAGCUGUGUAUCUACUGUGUCCGUAGCUGUGUAUCUACUGUGUCCGUAGCUGUGUAUCUACUGUGUCCGUAGCUGUGUAUCUACUGUGUCCGUAGCUGUGUAUCUACUGUGUCUGUCGUGGGUGUUUCUGUGUCUAGCUCUGUAGUGUCAAAUCUAAUGUUAUUUGUCACAUUGCCUGGUAUAGAGGUCCUGGAUGGCAGGAAGCUUGGCCCCAGUGAUGUACUGGGCCGUACGCACUACCCUCUGUAGCACCUUGCAGUCGGAUGCCAAGCACUUGUCAUACCAAGCGGUGAUGCAGCCAGUCAAGAUGCUCUCAAUGGUGCAGCUGUAGAACUUUUUGAGGAUCUGAGGGCUGAUGCCAAAUCUUUUCAGCCUCCUGAGGGGGAAGAGGCAUUGUCGUGCCCUCUUCAUGACUGUGUUGGUGUGUUUGGACCAUGAUAGGUCCUUAGUGAUGUGGACACAGAGGAACUUGAAGCUUUUGACCCGCUCCACUACAGCCCCGUAAAUGUGAAUGGGGGCGUGCUCAGCCCUCCGUUUCCUGUAGUCCACGAUCAGCUCCUUUGUCUUGCUGACGUUUAGGGAGCGGUGGUUGUCUCAGCACCACACGCCAGGUGUCUGACCUCCACCAUAUGAUGGUGUUGGAGUCGUGCCUGGCCAUGCAGUCAUGGGUGAACAAGGAGUACAGGAGGGGACUGAGCACGCACCCCUGAGGGGCCCCCGUGUUGAGGGUCAGCAUGGCGGAGGUGAUGCUGCCUACCCACACCACCUGGGGGCGGCCCGUCAGGAAGUCCAGGAUCCAGUUGCAGAGGGAGGUGACCCAGUCCCAGGGUCCUUAGCUUAGUGAUGAGCUUUGAGGGCACUAUGGUGUUGAACGCUGAGCUGUAGUCAAUGAACAGCAUUUUCACAUAGUUGUUCCUUUUGUCCAGGUGGGAAAGGGCAGUGUGGAGUGCAAUAGAGAUCGCAUUAUCUGUGGCUCUGUUCUGGCGGUAUGCGAAUUGGAGUGGGUCCAGGGUGUCUGGGACGAUGUUGUUGAUGUGAGCCAUGACCAGCCUUUCAAAGCAUUUCAUGGCUACAGACGUCAGUGCUACGGGGCGAUAGUCAUUUAGACAGGUUACCUUGGUGUUCUUGGGCACAGGGACUAUGGUGGUCUGCUUGAAACAUGUAGGUAUUACAGACAGGGUAACUUACUGUGUAUAUGAACUUGAAAACUGCAAUUGAAUCCUUUUGUACUUUGUACAGUCUAUUUAAUGAUCUUGAGGAUGAUGUGCUCAUGAUGCUGUUUUAAUGUCUGUUUUUACGGGGGUGAAGCCAAAGAUACAUUUCCACAUUGUGUGGACAAUACAGUUUUUUAUAAUUUAUAUUUCAAAUGUUGUAAUAAUAAUAAUAAUAUAAUAUGCCAUUUAGCAGACGCUUUUAUCCAAAGCGACUUACAGUCAUGCGUGCAUACAUUUUUACAUAUGGGUGGUCCCGGGGAUCGAACCCACUACCCUGGCGUUACAAGCGCCGUGCUCUACCAGCUGAGCUACAGAGAACCACAGUUUUGUAAUUCUAAGAAUGUGUCUAUAUCUGUAGUUUGGAGCACGUAGCCAAGAUGAAGGCUACAGAGAGCAUGAAGCCGAGAGACCUUCACAGACUGGGAGAUGAGUACAACUCUAUCUUCAUCAGCACCGAGAGCUAUAGGAGCGCCCGGCUGGCUGCUGGGGCCUGCUUCAAUACAGUACAGGCUGUUCUGACGGGACAGGUAAAACACUACCUCCAUCAUGUAGAAUAGACUGCGUGUUAACCUCUAACCCUGCUGGAAACCUUUUUGUGUAUAGUGUCCGGUAUAUGGAACAGUUAAAGUGUUCCAAUGGCACUCAGGCUACCUUUUGUGAGGACGUGGUUUCCUGAAUUAAUUACUUUAAGCCACACGUCACAAAAUGCUUUGGGAAGCUUAUAUGAAGGCCUUAGAAAGGGGUUAUAAAUGCUUCAUAAAGUCUUUGAAGUUGAUGUUUGUUCCCCAAAUACCCAGGUUUUCCAGAAAUCCUGGUUGUAGAAUUCCUGGAUUUCCUGCUUAUUUCCUCCUGAUUCCAGGUAUUUUCCAACCAGGAUUUUUGGAAAACUAAGGAAUUUUGGGGAAAGUCACUCGAAUUUUGCAACCCUAAUUAUCAGACUGUUCUAUGUCCGCCCCCCCCCCCUCCAGGUCCGUAAUGGCGUGGCCAUUGUGCGCCCCCCUGGUCACCAUGCAGAGAAGGACGCUGCCUGUGGGUUCUGUUUCUUCAACACUGCUGCCCUGACUGCACGAUACGCCCAGUCCAUCUCCCAGCAGCCCCUGCGGGUCCUCAUCCUGGACUGGGAUGUUCACCAUGGCAACGGAACACAGCACAUCUUCGAAGAGGAUGACAGGUACAGGGCCAUGCCUGUUCCCUAUCUUGACCAGGAUCCAAAGGGCUUAUGCUUAUUCUCACCUCUUUUACUUUCUAUUGGUUCAUUUCAACUCUGGUUCUCAUGUCUGUCCCCACCUCUGUCCCAAUGUCUGUCCUCCAGUGUCCUCUACAUGUCUCUAACCCUCUCCUUUGUCCUCCAGUGUCCUCUACAUGUCUCUAACCCUCUCCUCUGUCCUCCAGUGUCCUCUACAUGUCCCUAACUAACUCUAACCCUCUCCUCUGUCCUCCAGUGUCCUCUACGUGUCCCUAAACUAACUCUAACCCUCUCCUCUGUCCUCCAGUGUCCUCUACAUGUCUCUAACCCUCUCCUCUGUCCUCCAGUGUCCUCUACAUGUCCCUAACUAACUCUAACCCUCUCCUCUGUCCUCCAGUGUCCUCUACGUGUCCCUAACUAACUCUAACCCUCUCCUCUGUCCUCCAGUGUCCUCUACAUGUCUCUAACCCUCUCCUCUGUCCUCCAGUGUCCUCUACAUGUCCCUAACUAACUCUAACCCUCUCCUCUGUCCUCCAGUGUCCUCUACAUGUCCCUAACUAACUCUAACCCUCUCCUCUGUCCUCCAGUGUCCUCUACAUGUCCCUAACUAACUCUAACCCUCUCCUCUGUCCUCCAGUGUCCUCUACAUGUCCCUAACUAACUCUAACCCUCUCCUCUGUCCUCCAGUGUCCUCUACAUGUCUCUAACCCUCUCCUCUCUCCUCCAGUGUCCUCUACAUGUCCCUAACUAACUCUAACCAUGUCCUCCAGUGUCCUCUACAUGUCCCUAACUAACUCUAACCCUCUCCUCUCUCCUCCAGUGUCCUCUACAUGUCUCUAACCCUCUCCUCUGUCCUCCAGUGUCCUCUACAUGUCCCUAACUAACUCUAACCCUCUCCUCUGUCCUCCAGUGUCCUCUACAUGUCCCUAACUAACUCUAACCCUCUCCUCUGUCCUCCAGUGUCCUCUACAUGUCCCUAACUAACUCUAACCCUCUCCUCUGUCCUCCAGUGUCCUCUACAUGUCCCUAACUAACUCUAACCCUCUCCUCUGUCCUCCAGUGUCCUCUACAUGUCUCUAACCCUCUCCUCUGUCCUCCAGUGUCCUCUACAUGUCUCUAACCCUCUCCUCUGUCCUCCAGUGUCCUCUACGUGUCCCUAACUAACUCUAACCCUCUCCUCUGUCCUCCAGUGUCCUCUACAUGUCCCUAACUAACUCUAACCCUCUCCUCUGUCCUCCAGUGUCCUCUACAUGUCCCUAACUAACUCUAACCCUCUCCUCUGUCCUCCAGUGUCCUCUACAUGUCUCUAACCCUCUCCUCUGUCCUCCAGUGUCCUCUACAUGUCCCUAACUAACUCUAACCCUCUCCUCUGUCCUCCAGUGUCCUCUACAUGUCUCUAACCCUCUCCUCUGUCCUCCAGUGUCCUCUACAUGUCCCUAACUAACUCUAACCCUCUCCUCUGUCCUCCAGUGUCCUCUACAUGUCCCUAACUAACUCUAACCCUCUCCUCUGUCCUCCAGUGUCCUCUACAUGUCCCUGCAUCGCUACGAGGAUGGGACAUUCUUCCCUACUUCAGAGGAUGCGCACUACAACAGAGUGGGCGAGGGGAAGGGAGCAGGGUUCAACGUCAACAUCCCCUGGAACGGAGCCAAGAUGGGCGACGCAGAGUACCUGGCUGCCUUCCACUCAGUGGUCAUGCCCAUUGCUAGAGAGGUACAGCUGUUUGUCUAUCUGUCUGUCAGUCUUGAUGUUCCUUUUGAUGGCGUGGAAGGCCCUUCUUGCCUUGUCUCUCAGAUCGUUCACAGCUUUGUGGAAGUUACCUGUGGUGAUGAUGUUUAGGCCGAGGUAUGUAUCGAUUUUUGUGUGCUCCAGGGCAUUGGUCUUUAGAUGGAAUUUUUAUAUUUGUGGUCCUGGCAACUUUUUUUGAACACCAUUAUUUUUUGUCUUACUGACAUAUAUUUUCAGGGCCCAGGUCUGACAGAAUCUGUGCAGAAUAUCUAAGUGUUGCUGUAGGCCCUCCUUAGUUGGGGACAGAAGCACCAGAUCAUCAGCAAACAGUAGACAUUUGACUUCAGAUUCUAGUAGGGUGAGGCCGGGUGCUGCAGACUGUUCUAGUGCCCUCGCCAAUUCGUUGAUAUAUAUGUUGAAGAGGGUGGGGCUCAAGCUGCAUCCCUGUCUCACCCCACGGCCCUGAGGGAAGAAAUGUGUGUGUUUUUUGCCAUGUACUAAUCUCCACCCGGCACAGCCAGAAGAGGACUGGCCACCCCUCAGAGUCUGGUUCCUCUCUAGGUUUCUUCCUAGGUUUCUGCCUUUCUAGGGAGUUUUUCCUAGCCACCGUGCUUCUACGUCUGCAUUGCUUGCUGUUUGGUGUUUCUGUAUAAGACCUUUGUGACAUCUGCUGAUGUAAAAAGGGCUUUAUAAAUACAUUGGAUUGGUUUGAUUGACGCAGUGGUCAUGCUCAUCGCUAUAGAGGUAUAUACUGUGGGGCUGUGACACUAAUGCAUACAUGGACCAUAUAGUAUAGUAGUAUAUACAGUGGGGAGAACAAGUAUUUGAUACACUGCCGAUUUUGCAGGUUUUCCUACUUACAAAGCAUGUAGAGGUCUGUAAUUUUUAUCAUAGGUACACUUCAACUGUGAGAGAAGGAAUCUAAAACAAAAAUCCAGAAAAUCACAUUGUAUGAUUUUUAAGUAAUUCAUUUGCAUUUUAUUGCAUGACAUAAGUAUUUGAUACAUCAGAAAAGCAGAACUUAAUAUUUGGUACAGAAACCUUUGUUUGCAAUUACAGAGAUCAUACGUUUCCUGUAGGUCUUGACCAGGUUUGCACACACUGCAGCAGGGAUUUUGGCCCACUCCUCCAUACAGACCUUCUCCAGAUCCUUCAGGUUUCGGGGCUGUCGCUGGGCAAUACGGACUUUCAGCUCCCUCCAAAGAUUUUCUAUUGAGUUCAGGUCUGGAGACUGGCUAGGCCACUCCAGGACCUUGAGAUGCUUCUUACGGAGCCACUCCUUAGUUGCCCUGGCUGUGUGUUUCGGGUCGUUGUCAUGCUGGAAGACCCAGCCACAAUCCAUCUUCAAUGCUCUUACUGAGGGAAGGAGGUUGUUGGCCAAGAUCUCGCGAUACAUGGCCCCAUCCAUCCUCCCCUCAAUACGGUGCAGUCGUCCUGUCCCCUUUGCAGAAAAGCAUCCCCAAAGAAUGAUGUUUCCACCUCCAUGCUUCACGGUUGGGAUGGUGUUCUUGGGGUUGUACUCAUCCUUCUUCUUCCUCCAAACACGGCGAGUGGAGUUUAGACCAAAAAGCUCUAUUUUUGUCUCAUCAGACCACAUGACCUUCUCCCAUUCCUCCUCUGGAUCAUCCAGAUGGUCAUUGGCAAACUUCAGACGGGCCUUGACAUGCGCUGGCUUGAGCAGGGGGACCUUGCGUGCGCUGCAGGAUUGUAAUCCAUGACGGCGUAGUGUGUUACUAAAGGUUUUCUUUGAGACUGUGGUCCCAGCUCUCUUCAGGUCAUUGACCAGGUCCUGCCGUGUAGUUCUGGGCUGAUCCCUCACCUUCCUCAUGAUCAUUGAUGCCCCACGAGGUGAGAUCUUGCAUGGAGUCCCAGACCAAGGGUGAUUGACCGUCAUCUUGAACUUCUUCAAUUUUCUAAUAAUUGCGCCAACAGUUGUUGCCUUCUCACCAAGCUGCUUGCCUAUUGUCCUGUAGCCCAUCCCAGCCUUGUGCAGGUCUACAAUUUUAUCCCUGAUGUCCUUACACAGCUCUCUGGUCUUGGCCAUUGUGGAGAGGUUGGAGUCUGUUUGAUUGAGUGUGUGGACAGGUGUCUUUUAUACAGAUAACGAGUUCAAACAGGUGCAGUUAAUACACGUAAUGAGUGGAGAACAGGAGGGCUUCUUAAAGAAAAACUAACAGGUCUGUGAGAGCCGGAAUUCUUACUGGUUGGUAGGUGAUCAAAUACUUAUGUCAUGCAAUAAAAUGCAAAUUAAUUACUUACAAAUCAUACAAUGUGAUUUUCUGGAUUUUUGUUUUAGAUUCCGUCUCUCACAGUUUAAGUGUAUCUAUGAUAAAAAAUGACAGACCUCUACAUGCUUUGUAAGUAGGAAAACCUGCAAAAUCGGCAGUAUAUCAAAUACUUGUUCUCCCCACUGUAUAUAUACACUGUGGCAUUUUAGCUUGCUAGUGAUUGUUGAUGUUUCCUUAGUGCUGCCAAUUUCAAAUCCAAAGAAAUGCUCUCUCUCUCGCUCUCUCUCGCUCUCUCUGUUUUCUCUUUAUUUCUCUCUCUCCCUCGUGCUAGUGAAUUUCCCCUUGAGGAUUGACAUAAUUAACUAUCUAUCGAUCACCAUCUAUUAAAAACCUUGCAAAAGGAUUUCGAGACUAUUAUACAUGAGUAAUAUCAUUUACUUAUUGUUCCACUUUGUGUCAGUUCAGUUAUCACAUUAAUGUUUCUUAUAUUUGUCUAUUAAACAGUUAUUUUCUUACCCCUCCCUCUCUGUAGUUUGACCCAGGCCUGGUGCUGGUGUCGGCAGGGUUUGAUGCAGCCAGAGGAGACCCUCUGGGAGGGUACCAGGUGACCCCCCCGGGCUAUGCCCACCUCACCCACCUCCUGAUGGGACUCGCAGGCGGCAGAGUACUGGUCAUCCUGGAGGUUAGUGGUCUGCAUUAACAUGCACGCACACACGCAUACCUUUGAUACAGUGGUAGCAAUACAUCGUUAUAACAUCUACAGAAAAUGGGGGGGGGGGGGGGGGGUAGGUCUCGGAUGGUUGAGGAGCAGCUCUUGGGGAACUGUGGGGGGGAUCUUGGAGGGUUGGUGGCCUGGCGGUUGGGAGCUUGGGCUGGUGGCUGAUGGAUCGCUGGUUCAGGUCACCGUUUUUGACCUUGUGGGAGAUCUGUCGACGUGCCCUUGAGCAAGGCGUUGACCCUGGUUGCUUCUGUGUGUCGUCUGGAUGGGAGUCUGUUCGAUGACUGAUGUGAUGUAGUUGUUGAGCGGCUUCACUGCAAGUAAAUUGUAUGUUUUAAAUAUUCAAUAAAUAUUAAAAUUAAAAUAAAGUUUCCAAAGGAUGUAGUGAUCACAGUAUAGUAGCCAUAUCUAGGAAAACCAAAGUUCCAAAGUCUGGGCCAAAUAUAGUGUAUAAGAGGUCAUACAAGAAAUGUUGUGGUGAUUGCUAUGUUGAUGAUGUAAAUAAUAUUUGUUUGGUCUGUGGUGUGUAAUGAGGAGCAACCAGACGCUGCACUUUACCGCAGUCAAAUUCCACGUGACCGUUUAACGGUAACUUGGCUUCUCCAAGCUCUGAUGCUGCUGAUGGUCAUUUAGUAGCCAACCAAACAUGCUAACUGCCUGGUACUCAGCACUCUACUGUCCCUCUAAUCACUCUGACAUCAGUGCAAAUGUAAUCGAAAAUCUAAUCAAACACUUCAUGAGAGCCCAUGAGCUCAUGUUGCGCAACAUUUCUAUAGUCUAUGCAAUUGCAUGAGAAAAUAGUUUUGAUGGCCUCUACUAAAAAGAGGAGGAUCCCAUCAGCUUUCUAUAGGCUACUAUAUUUAUUUCUCAACUUUCCUCAUAUUAAGCACAUUGCUUCGCUACAGGAGUAUAGCCUACCUGGCUGGCUUGUGUGCAGUAAGGCUAGGAAUAGCGCAUGCCUUUUUUUUUGCGACUUUUUCUAAAUCAUAGUCCCCCACCUCAUGUAGCCUAGCCCAUAGGCCUAUAUGUUUUAAUAAGGUUUGUAUCACAACUAAAGUCGCCAAAUAACUUCGUAAAAUCUAGCACAUUAAUCCGCUUUACAACCGGUGUAGAGCCUAACUGGCAUACGUAGGCGGCGUGUGAGUUUCAAGUUUGGGGGAAGAUAAUUUUCACCAUAAAAAUGCACCUUUAUAAUAAAGCAUUACAUGCAUAAUCGCAUUUUCGGUCACUUUUGAGAUUGCUGUUUUUUGAUUGCAUUUUGGAACAUUCGUGCUUAUAGCACUACUGCCGUUGCUGCGCUUAUAAUGUGAAGAAAUAGUUUAUAAAAAUGUUAAGCUAAUUGUUCUGAUCUGUUGUAUCAGCCUCAUUGCUUUUAAAAUGUUUUUUGAUGCUAGUGGUUGUAUUAAUUUGGGAUCUAUCGCAUCCCACAACUGUCCCAGACUAUGUUUGGAAUAUUUAUUUCUCGCACAGAAUAGAAUAGGUCAACUUUAGUACUAUGGGGGAUAGUAGAUUGACAUAGGCUUUUGCUUUUGCUGUUCGUUAAGCCUACUCAUCUUAUUGGCUGACGAGAAGUAGAUGUGGACAGUUCUUCUAACAUCUUCAAUAUGCACCUCGGAAUUGGAUAAGAAGGACGCAGUUGCGUUCCCGAUGUGUCUGUCUUCACUUGUAGCCCACUUUGGAACUGAGAUGCCUGUGAGAAGGACCCGAUCACGUGACGGGCAUUGGCUAAUAAGAAUUGAGAUAUCUGAGAGAGCCAUGUGAGUGAGAGGUGCUUCGGAGCACCGCGAUUGACAGCAGGGAGAAGGGAAUUAUAAUGAUUAUAUAUUCAGCCCAAGGGCACAACGGCCACUGGCCCGCAAACGGCAUUGGCUUUUUUUAGGGGGCAUUACGGCCACACAAGGGGGAUGCUGCCGGGACGUUCGAGGCCUGGUGAGAAUAUUAUCAAGUGCUUGUCAAAUUGUGAAUGAGAGACUGAUGAAGUGUGUGCAGCCUCUGCGCAAGAAACAAAUCCUCAAAUCAUCAUUAGUCUCAUUAUGCAGCCUUAGAAUGUAUUAUUAAUCUAAACAUUAUCACAACUAAAGUUGCAUAAAUAACUCUAAAUUUAGCAUAUACAGUGGGGAAAAAAAGUAUUUAGUCAGCCACCAAUUGUGCAAGUUCUCCCACUUAAAAAGAUGAGAGAGGCCUGUAAUUUUCAUCAUAGGUACACGUCAACUAUGACAGACAAAAUGAGAUUUUUUUUCUCCAGAAAAUCACAUUGUAGGAUUUUUAAUGAAUUUAUUGGCAUAUGAUGGUGGAAAAUAAGUAUUUGGUCAAUAACAAAAGUUUCUCAAUACUUUGUUAUAUACCCUUUGUUGGCAAUGACACAGGUCAAACGUUUUCUGUAAGUCUUCACAAGGUUUUCACACACUGUUGCUGGUAUUUUGGCCCAUUCCUCCAUGCAGAUCUCCUCUAGAGCAGUGAUGUUUUGGGGCUGUCGCUGGGCAACACAGACUUUCAACUCCCUCCAAAGAUUUUCUAUGGGGUUGAGAUCUGGAGACUGGCUAGGCCACUCCAGGACCGUGAAAUGCUUCUUACGAAGCCACUCCUUCGUUGCCCGGGCGGUGUGUUUGGGAUCAUUGUCAUGCUGAAAGACCCAGCCACGUUUCAUCUUCAAUGCCCUUGCUGAUGGAAGGAGGGUUUCACUCAAAAUCUCACGAUACAUGGCCCCAUUCAUUCUUUCCUUUACACGGAUCAGUCGUCCUGGUCCCUUUGCAGAAAAACAGCCCCAAAGCAUGAUGUUUCCAGCCCCAUGCUUCACAGUAGGUAUGGUGUUCUUUGGAUGCAACUCAGCAUUCUUUGUCCUCCAAACAUGACGAGUUGAGUUUUUACCAAAAAGUUCUAUUUUGGUUUCAUCUGACCAUAUGACAUUCUCCCAAUCCUCUUCUGGAUCAUCCAAAUGCACUUCAGACGGGCCUGGACAUGUACUGGCUUAAGCAGGGGGACACGUCUGGCACUGCAGGAUUUGAGUCCCUGGCGGCGUAGUGUGUUACUGAUGGUUGGCUUUGUUACUUUGGUCCCAGCUCUCUGCAGGUCAUUCACUAGGUCCCCCCGUGUGGUUCUGGGAUUUUUGCUCACCGUUCUUGUGAUCAUUUUGACCCCAUGGGGUGAGAUCUUGCGUGGAGCCCCAGAUCGAGGGAGAUUAUCAGUGGUCUUGUAUGUCUUCCAUUUCCUAAUAAUUGCUCCCACAGUUGAUUUCUUCAAACCAAGCUGCUUACCUAUUGCAGAUUCAGUCUUCCCAGCCUGGUGCAGGUCUACAAUUUUGUUUUUGGUGUCCUUUGACAGCUCUUUGGUCUUGGCCAUUGUGAAGUUUGGAGUGUGACUGUUUGAGGUUGUGGACAGGUGUAUUUUAUACUGAUAACAAGUUCAAACAGGUGCCAUUAAUACAGGUAACGAGUGGAGGACAGAGCAGCCUCUUAAAGAUAGUUACAGGUCUGUGAGAGCCAGAAAUCUUGCUUGUUUGUAGGUGACCAAAUACUUAUUUUCCACCAUAAUUUACAAAUAAAUUCAUUAAAAAUCCUUACAAUGGGAUUUUCUGGAUUGUUUUUCCUCAAUUUGUCUGUCAUAGUUGACGUGUACCUAUGAUGAAAAUUACAGGCCUCUCUCAUCUUUUUAAGUGGGAGAACUUGCACAAUUGGUGGCUGACUAAAUACUUUUUUUCCCCACUGUAGGAGGACCUGAUUCUUUGUUAACCGCUCAACACAGAAUAGCCGAAUGUGCGCAUUUCCUCAGAAAUCGUUUGGAGAAAUUAUCCUUUCUAUUUUAUUCAGCUUUGUUUAAUUGUAUUCUUCAUACUAUAAAAUAAUAAAUAAAUAAUAAUAAUAAAAUAAUGCCACGGAAAGUCUGCUAAAUGAAAUAGCCCACAGCCAUAUGACAUAGCCAGAUCAGGGCCUAACAUAAGGACAACUCAGAGUAUGCUAUUCUGUUCUUCUGAAAUAGACUACAUUUUCUUCAUAUCAUGUUUCUUUAGACCUGUCUAAAAUAAAUACUGUAUUUAUUGUGAAGGUGUAGGCUAUAUCACAUGGAUUUAGUAGACUUUUUCAAAUGUAGAUGUUCCAAAGGUCUGCAUCAGUGGCUUGUAGGCCAAUGGGUGGAAGCCAAGAAAUAGUAAACGUGUUUAUGUUAAUUAACGGUCAAUUAUCGUGAGACCGGCAGUUAUUGGCUUGACGAUACACCGGCUGACAAAAUGUCAUGACCGCCACAGACCUAGCCAUGGCUACAUGGAGCUAUAUUCCACAUCAGGUAACUGAUGCAAACAGUAGAAUCAGAUUUUAUAAAACAGAUAAAAUAUUGAACAGCGGGGACACAUACACAGGCACAAACACACACACAAACACACACACACACACACACACACACACACACACACACACACACACACACACACACACACACACACACACACACACACACACACACACACACACACACACACACGCACGCACUCUACACACAUGUGGAUUUUGUAUUGCAGAUAUCUGGUGUUAGAGUAGUGGCCUGAGGGCACACACUUAAUGUGCUGUGAUAAGUGUUAUGAAAGGUAAUGUCAUGUAAUAUUUUUUAUUGUAUAUAUACAGUUUAUUCAGAAAGUAUUCAGACCCCUUGACUUUUUCCAUAUUUUGUUACGUUACAGCCUUAUUCUAAAAAUGAUUAAAUUGUUUUUUCCCCCUCAUCAAUCUACACACAAUACCCCCAUAAUGACAAAGCAAAAAAAUGAAAAUUUACAAUAAAAAUGAAACAUAACAUUUACAUAAGUAUUCAGGCCCUUUACUCAGUACUUUGUUGAAGCACCUUUGGCAGCGAUUACAGCCUCGAGUCUUCUUGGGUAUGACGCUACAAGCUUGGCACACCUGUAUUUGGGGAGUUUCUCCCAUUCUUCUCUGCUGAUCCUCUCAAGCUCUGUCAGGUUGGAUGGGGAGCGUCGCUGCACACCUAUUUUCAGGUCUCUCCAGAGAUGUUCGAUCGGGUUCAAGUCCGGGCUCUGGCUGGGCCACUCAAGGACAUUCAAAGACUUGUCCCGAAGCCACUCCUGCGUUGGAAGGUGAACCUUGGCCCUUUUGGCAAACUCCAAGCGGGCUGUCAUGUGCCUUUUACUGAGGAGUGGCUUCCGUCUGGCCACCCUACCAUAAAGGCCUGAUUUGUGGAGUGCUGCAGAGAUGGUUGUCUUUCUGGAAGGUUCUCCCAUCUCCACAGAGGAACUCUGGAGCUCUGUCAGAGUGACCAUCGGAUUCUUGGUCACCUCCCUGACCUAGGCUCUUCUCCCCCGAUUGCUCAGUUUGGCCGGACGGCCAGCUCUAGGAAGAGUCUUGGUGGUUCCAAACUUCUUCCAUUUUAGAAUGAUGGAGGCCGCUGUGUUCUUGGGGACCUUCAAUGCUGCAGACAGUUUUUGGUACCCUUCCCCAGAUCUGUGCCUCGACACAAUCCUGUCUUGGAGCUCUACGGACAAUUCCUUCGACCUCAUGGCUUGGUUUUUGCUCUGACGUGCACUGUCAACAGUGGGACCUUAUAUAGACAGGUGUGUGCCUUUCCAAAACAUGUCCAAUAAAUUUAAUUUACCACAGGUGGGCUCCGAUGAAGUUUUAGAAACAUCUCUAGGAUGACCAAUGGAAACAGGAUGCACCUGAGCUCAAUUUCGAGUCUCCUAGCAAAGGGUCUGAAUACUUAUGUAAAUAAGGUAUUUCUGUUUUUUAUUUUGUAUACAUUUGCAAAAAUGUCUAUAAACUAGUUUUCGCUUCGUCAUUAUGGGGUACUGUGUGUAGAUUUAUGAAAAUAUAAAAAUAUUUAUUUUUAUUUUAGAACAAGGCUGUAAUGUAACAACAUUUGGAAAAAGUCAAGGGGUCUGAAUACUUUCCGAAUGCACUGUAACUGCCUUAAUGUUGCUGGACCCCAGGAAGAGUAGCUGCUGCCUUGGCAGGAACUAAUGGGGAUCCAUAAUAAACCCCAGGAAGAGUAGCUGCUGCCUUGGCAGGAACUAAUGGGGAUCCUUAAUAAACCCCAGGAAGAGUAGCUGCUGCCUUGGUAGGAACUAAUGGGGAUCCAUAAUAAACCCCAGGAAGAGUAGCUGCUGCCUUGGCAGGAACUAAUGGGGAUCCAUAAUAAACCCCAGGAAGAGUAGCCGCUGCCUUGGCAGGAACUAAUGGGGAUCCAUAAUAAACCCCAGGAAGAGUAGCCGCUGCCUUGGCAGGAACUAAUGGGGAUCCAUAAUAAACCCCAGGAAGAGUAGCUGCUGCCUUGGCAGGAACCAAUGGGGAUCCUUAAUAAACCCCAGGAAGAGUAGCUGCUGCCUUGGCAGGAACCAAUGGGGAUCCUUAAUAAACCCCAGGAAGAGUAGCUGCUGCCUUGGCAGGAACCAAUGGGGAUCCUUAAUAAACCCCAGGAAGAGUAGCUGCUGCCUUGGCAGGAACCAAUGGGGAUCCUUAUUAAAUACAAAAUACACACACACCGUGGUGACUAUCUGCUUUGCCAUAAGUACAUUUACAUUAGUCAUUUAUUAGACACUCUUAUCCAGUGCAUUUAUCUGAAGAUAGCUAGAUGAGACAACCACAUACAGUUGAAGUCGGAAGUUUACAUACACUUAGGUUGGAGUCAUUAAAACUCGUUUUUCAACCACUACACAAAUUUCUUCUUAACAAACUAUAGUUUUGGCAAGUCGGUUAGGACAUCUACUUUGUGCAUGACACAAGUAAUUUUUCCAACAAUUGUUUACAGACAGAUUAUUUCACUUAUAAUUCACUGUAUCACAAUUCCAGUGGGUCAGAAGUUUACAUACACUAAGUUGACUGCGCCUUUAAACAGCUUGGAAAAUUCCAGAAAAUGAUGUCACGGCUUUAGAAGCUUCUGAUAGGCUAAUUGACAUAAUUUGAGUCAAUUGGAGGUGUACCUGUGGAUGUAUUUCAAGGCCUACCUUCAAACUCAGUGCCUCUUUGCUUGACAUCAUGGGAAAAUCAAAAGAAAUAAGCCAAGACCUCACAUUUUUUGUAGACCUCCACAAGUCUGGUUCAUCCUUGGGAGCAAUUUCCAAACGCCUGAAGGUACCACGUUCAUCUGUACAAACAAUAGUACGCAAGUAUAAACACCAUGGGACCACGUAGCCAUCAUACCGCUCAGGAAGGAGACGCGUUCUGUCUCCUAGAGAUGAACGUACUUUGGUGCGAAAAGUGCAAAUCAAUCCCAGAACAACAGCAAAGGACCUUGUAAAGAUGCUGGAGGAAACAGGCACAAAAGUAUCUAUAUCCACAGUAAAACGAGUCCUAUAUCGACAUAACCUGAAAGGCCGCUCAGCAAGGAAGAAGCCACUGCUCCAAAACCGCUAUAAAAAAGCCAGACUACAGUUUGCAACUGCACAUGGGAACAAAGAUUGUACUUUUUGGAGAAAUGUCCUCUGUUCUGAGGAAACAAAAAUAUAACUGUUUGGCCAUAAUGACUAUCGUUAUGUUUGGAGGAAAAAGGGGGAUGCUAGCAAGCCGAAGAACACCAUCCCAACCGUGACGCACGGGGUGGCAGCAUCAUGCUGUGGGGGUGCUUUGCUGCAGGAGGGACUGGUGCACUUCACAAAAUAGAUGGCAUCAUGAGGAAGGAAAAUUAUGUGGAUAUAUUGAAGCAAUAUCUCAAGACAUCAGUCAGGAAGUUAAAGCUUGGUCGCAAAUGGGUCUUCCAAAUGGACAAUGACCCCAAGUAUACUUCCAGAGUUGUGGCAAAAUGGCUUAAGGACAUCAAAGUCAAGGUAUUGGAGUGGCCAUCACAAAGCCCUGACCUCAAUCCUAUAGAACAUUUGUGGGUAGAACUGAAAAAGCGUGUGCGAGCAAGGAGGCCUACAAACCUGACUCAGUUACACCAGCUCUGUCAGGAGGAAUGGGCCAAAAUUCACCCAACUUAUUGUGGGAAACUUGUGGAAGGCUACCCGAAACGUUUGACCCAAGUUAAACAAUUUUAAAGGCAAUGCUACCAAAUACUAAUUGAGUGUAUGUAAACUUCUAACCCACUGGGAAUGUGAUGAAAUAAAUAAAAAGCUGAAAUAAAUAAUUCUCUCUACUAUUAUUCUGACAUUUCACAUAAAGUGGUGAUCCUAACUGACCUAAGACAGGGAAUGUUUUACUAGGAUUAAAUGUCAGGAAUGGUGAAAAACUGAGUUUAAAUGUAUUUGGCUGAGGUGUAUGUAAACUUCCGACUUCAACUGUAUCACAGUCAUAUAAGUACAUUUUUCCUCGAAGGAGCUAUCAGCAAAGUCAGAGUAGGAAAGUGUUAAACAUUCUCCCCCUCCUCCACUUACAGGGAGGUUAUAACCUGACCGCCAUCUCUGAGUCUAUGUCUGCCUGCACCAGUAUUCUCCUGGGAGACCCCCCUCUGUCCCUGCCUCCCCUGCCCCCCCCUCACCCCAACGCAGCAGUCAGCAUCAACAAUGUCAUACGCACCCACGCCACCUACUGGCGGUCCCUCAGGAUACAGCGUGAGUCCUGUUUCCCUGUCUCUGAACUUAAUACCAUGGGGAAAUUAAUACCAUGGGGAACUUAGUACCAUGGGGAACUUAAUACCAUGGGGAACUUAAUACCAUGGGGAACUUAAUACCAUGGGUAUUACUUAAUACCAUGGGGGGAACUUAAUACCAUGGGGAUUACUUAAUACCAUGGGGAACUUAAUACCAUGGGGAACUUAAUACCAUGGGUAUUACUUAAUACCAUGGGGAUUACUUAAUACCAUGGGGAACUUAAUACCAUGGGGAAUUGUAUACUGUGGGGAUGUAAUCUUUUCCUUGUGUUGUUUUCCCUCUAACCAGUUCCAGAGUCUCUCCGCCUGUCUCUGCCUUCUCCCAAACCCAGAGGGAAGAGGACCUCUAAGGGCAAGAAGUCUCCCAGACAGGGUAACCAGGGCGGGACCGGACAGGGUAACCAGGGCGGGACCAGCCCGGGUCAGGAGUCACCUCAGACAGCACCUCUGCCCUCUGGUGGUCGGGGCGACCAUGACCUUGAUGACCUCACAAAGGGACUGGUGUCACUCGACCUAAACCGAAGUACCUCAGCCAAUCCCAGCCCAGCGUCUGUCCCAUUGGGAGGGGCCAGAUCGAAGGUGAGGCUCAGUCCUCUGAAGAACCCCGUUAAGGAGUUGAAGACGGAAGCUGUUCCAAGUACACCGGAGAUUCUCCAACCAACACCUGACAAGACAGAGACACAGGUAACGAGUGUGAAGUCAUGGUUACAUCCCAAAUGGCAUCCUAUUCCCUAGUCCACUACUCUGACCAGAGCCCUAUCCAAAGUAGUGCACUAUGUAGGGAAUAGGGUGCCAUUUUGGAUGUAGCCUCUUGGCCAAUAUCCCUGUUUGUAGAUAAUGUCUGUACUUCUGUGUGAGCUCAUGGUGUUUGAUCAGCUGUACUGCAGGCCUGGACUCCGACCACCAUCAGAAACAGACUGCCUGUUUAUUUUCACCGCAAGGUUGUCAAUGAUUGAAAAUGUGAACCUUUUCUCCUAAUGACUGGCUAGAUGAAAUACAUUGUUACUGAAUUACCCUCCUAGGCGGUCGCCAUGGCUUCCUCAGGCCCAGUUACCAAGGGAAACCAGGAGAGUGGUGCUGCGGCGGAGGAGGAAGGGGCGUCUGGUUACUCCAAGGAGCCGGUGUUUGAGCUGUUCUGUGGAGACCAGGACGUGGAUGGGGUAUAGACAAUAUGAUUUCUAUUUUCUCCUUUCAUCUUAGUUGUGCAUUUAUCGAGUUGUUAUCGGUAGAUCAGGGGAUCGAAACCCCUCCCUCUAAAAUACCAACUGAAAGAAAAAUAGUCUAACAUCUCAGGGCGCUGAAGAUGCUGAGAUUUCAUAACAUAUUGGUAUUCUUGAGAUACACAUGUAACUUUUCAGUAUUUUCAAGAGAGCAAUUUCCGCUUGAGGCAGAUAAUUUUUUUUCCUUUUCUGUGUAUUCUCCAUGAUGUGGUCGUGUCUCAGAGCACUAUGUACGUGGUGGAUCCCCUGUCCUGGUGCCCUCACCUAGACUCAGUGAAGCCUGUUCCGGCUGGAGGGAUAGAUGUGUUCCGGCCCUGUGAGGACUGUGGGACCGACGCUGAGAACUGGAUCUGUCUCUGCUGUUACAAGGUACUGGAAACACAGAAUACUUCCUCUUGUCUUAACCUCAUAUUCAUCAUCUCCAGUACCAUACCAGUGUCUGCGUCUAUCGCAAUCACUUCUAUUCAUGUAGAAUUUCAUUUAACAACUGUAUAAAUUCUUUAUCAACCACAAAGCAGCACUCUUCUUGGUAUGGAUAAAUAUAUUGUUGGCAAUAAGAUAAUACAAUUAACUUUAUUGUCCCCAAUAUGUCUUUGCCAUCAUAGCAAGAUUGAUGUAACAUGCCAUUCUCUGACUAGUGUUUUUCUCUUUGGCAUGUCAAGGUGUACUGUGGUCGCUAUGUCAACCAGCACAUGAUAACCCACGGCUUGGUGUCGGAUCACCCUGUGGUGCUGAGCUUUGCUGACCUGUCGGUCUGGUGCUACCCCUGCCAGGCCUACGUCCACAACCAGGUGAGUGGAGGAGUGUGUGAGUGUGUGAGUGUGAGUGUGUGAGUGUGAGUGUGUGUGUGUGUGUGUGUGUGUGUGUGUGUGUGUGUGUGUGUGUGCGUGUGCGUGUGCUUGCGUGUCGGUCUGCUACUACUCCUGCCAGGCCUACGUCCACAACAGGAGACCAACAGUAAAAUGCUGACUUACAGGGCCCUCCCAACAAUGCAGAAAGUAAAACACGUAAUAAUAAAUACACAAUGAGUAACGACAACUUGGCUCUAUACACGGGUGACCAGUACUGAGUCGAUGUGGAGGGGUACGAGGUAAUUGAGGUAGAUAUGUACAUAUAACUAGGGACAAAGUGACAUAAUAGACAGUAGCAGCAGCGUAUGUGAUGAGUCCAAAAAGUUAGUGCUAAAAGGUUCAAUGCAGAUAGUCCGGGUAGCUAUGUAACUAACUAUUGAUCAGUCUUAUGGCUUUGGGGUUUGAAACUGUUCAGGUUCCUGUUGGUUCCAGACUUGGUGCAUCGGUACCGAUUGCCGUGCGGUAGCAGAGAGAGCAGUCGAUGACUUGGGUGGCUGGAUUCUUCCUCUGACACCGCCUGGUAUAGAGGUCCUGGAUGGCAGGGGAGCUCGGCCCCAGUGAUGUUCUGGGUCGUACACACUACCCUCUGUAGCGCCUUGCGGUCGGAUGCCAAGCAGUUGUCAUACCAGCCGGGUAUGCAGUCAGUCAAGAUGCUGUCAGUGGUGCGGCUGUAUAACUUUUCUAAGAUCUGAAGGCCCAAUCUUUUCAUCCUCCUGAGGUAGUACAGGAGGGGACUAAGCACACACCCCCGAGGGGCCCCCGUGUUCAGGGUUAGCGUGGCGGAAGUGUUGUUGCCUACCCUCACCACCUGGGGGCGGCCCGUCAGGGAGUCCAGGAUCCAGUUGCAGAGGGAGGUGACCCAGUCCCAGGGUCCUUAGCUUAGUGAUGAGCUUGGAGGCCACUAUGGUGUUGAACGCUGAGCUGUAGUCAAUGAACAGCAUUCUCACGUAGGUGUUCCUUUUGUCCAGGUGGGAAAGGGCAGUGUGGAGUGCAAUAGAGAUUGCAUCAUCUGUGGAUCUGUUGGGGCGGUAUGCAAAUUGGAGUGGGUCCAGGGUUUCUGGGAUAAUGGUGUUGAUGUGUGUCAUGACCAGUGUUACAGGCUUUGGACGUUAGCACGUGGGGCGCACCAAUUAGUGUCACCUCGUUAGUCAGUAUGUGUUACACCUGUGCCGGCUUGUCCAUCACGUUAGUCGGAAGGUGUUUCACCUGUGCUGUCCCAGGUGAUAUUUAAGAGUGGCUGGCCCAGUGGUCCAGUGGUCUUGAGAGAUGUGGAGGGUUAACACCUUUAGUUGGCUCUUCCUAUUUGAUUUCUAGUCAAACAAUCCUUUAUCUGAUCUUCCCUGAUUUCAUCUUGCGCCACUUGUUGAUUUGCUUCCUGUUUUUCAGUUGUUGUUUUUUUUCUUUGGAUUGACUCUUCUUGGGCAAAUUUAGUGGGCGCUCAUGGUGGGUAUCUUUUAGGUUCCAGUUGUUGUUGCUAGUCAACUUUCAGUGGACACCCCCAUGAGUGUCUUUCAGAACCCCUCCUAAAACCCAACCUGUUUCGUUGAGGUUGUUGUCAGUGACUCUUUGUUAGUUCCCAUUUCUAUUUGAGCACCAAUUUCUGGUUUUCUUGCUGGGGAACGUAACAACAACCUUUCAAAGACACCAGCCUUGACAACAGACUUUCAGCACGCUUAUAGGGAAGGACAUUCAACAAGCACAGCACUUACACAAAUGACUGAUGAUUGGUUGAGAGAAAUUGAUGAUAAAAAGAUUGUGGGAGCUGUUUUGUUAGACUUCAGUGCAGCUUUUGACAUUAUCGAUCAUAGUUUGCUGAUGGAAAAACAUAUGUGUGUUAUGGCUUUACACCCCCUGCUUAUAUGGUGGAUAAAGAGUUACCUGUCUAACAGAACACAGAGGGUGUUCUUUAAUAGAAGUCUCUCCAACAAAAUCCAGGUAGAAUCAGGAAUUCCUCAGGGCAGCUGUCUAGGCCCCUUUCUUUUUUCAGUCUUUACUAACGACAUGAUACUGGCUUUGAGUAAAGCCUGUGUGUCUAUGUAUGCGGAUGACCCAACACUAUACACGCCAGCUACCACAGCGACUGAAAUGACAGCAACACUUAACAAAGAGCUGCAGUUAGUUUCAGAGAGGGUGGCAAGGAAUAAGUUAGUCCUAAAUAUUUCAAAAAUUAAAAGCGUUGUAUUUGGGACAAAUCAUUCACUAAACCCUGAACCUCACCUAAAUCUUGUAGUGAAUAAUGUGGAAAUUGAGCAAGUUGAGGUGACUAAACUGCUUGGAGUAACCCUGGAUUGUAAACUGUCAUGGUCAAAACAUAUUGAUACAACAGUAGCUAGGAUGGGGAGAAGUCUGUCCAUAAUAAAGCGCUGCUCAGCCUUCUUAACAGCACUAUCAACAAGGCAGGUCCUACAGGCCCUAGUUUUGUCGCACCUGGAAGACUGUUCAGUCGUAUGGUCAGGUGCCACAAAGAGGGACUUAAUAACAUUGCAAUUGGCUCAGAACAGGGCAGCAUGGCUGGCCCUUGGAUGUACACAGAGAGCUAACAUUAAUAAUAUGCAUGUCAAUCUCUCCUGGCUCAAAGUGGAGGAGAGAUUGACUUCAUCACUACUUGUAUUUAUGAGAGGUAUUGACAUGUUGAAUGCACCGAGCUGUCUGUUUGAACUACUGGCACACAGCUCGGACACCCAUGUCUACCCUACAAGACAUGCCACCAGAGGUCUCUUCACAGUCCCCAAGUCCAGAACAGACUAUGGGAGGCGCACAGUACUACAUAGAGCCAUGACUACAUGGAACUCUAUUCCACAUCAAGUAAGUCAUGCCAGCAGUAAAAUUAGAUUUAAAAAAAACAGAUAAAAAUACACCUUAUGGAACAGCGGGGACUGUGAAGCUGGUGAGUCCAUAGUGUUCUAUAUCUAUCAGUGAGUCUCUGCUGGUGAGUCCAUAGUGUUCUAUAUCUAUCAGUGAGUCCUCUAUAUCUAUCAGUGAGUCCAUAGUGUUCUAUAUCUAUCAGUGAGUCUCUGCUGGUGAGUCCAUAGUGUUCUAUAUCUAUCAGUGAGUCUCUGUUGGUGAGUCCAUAGUGUUCUAUAUCUAUCAGUGAGUCCAUAGUGUUCUAUAUCUAUCAGUGAGUCUCUGCUGGUGAGUCCAUAGUGUUCUAUAUCUAUCAGUGAGUCUCUGCUGGUGAGUCCAUAGUGUUCUAUAUCUAUCAGUGAGUCCAUAGUGUUCUAUAUCUAUCAGUGAGUCCAUAGUGUUCUAUAUCUAUCAGUGAGUCCAUAGUGUUCUAUAUCUAUCAGUGAGUCUCUGCUGGUGAGUCCAUAGUGUUCUAUAUCUAUCAGUGAGUCCAUAGUGUUCUAUAUCUAUCAGUGAGUCCAUAGUGUUCUAUAUCUAUCAGUGAGUCCAUAGUGUUCUAUAUCUAUCAGUGAGUCCAUAGUGUUCUAUAUCUAUCAGUGAGUCCAUAGUGUUCUAUAUCUAUCAGUGAGUCCAUAGCGUUCUAUAUCUAUCAGUGAGUCUCUGUUGGUGAGUCCAUAGUGUUCUAUAUCUAUCAGUGAGUCCAUAGUGUUCUAUAUCUAUCAGUGAGUCUCUGCUGGUGAGUCCAUAGUGUUCUAUAUCUAUCAGUGAGUCUCUGCUGGUGAGUCCAUAGUGUUCUAUAUCUAUCAGUGAGUCCAUAGUGUUCUAUAUCUAUCAGUGAGUCCAUAGUGUUCUAUAUCUAUCAGUGAGUCUCUGCUGGUGAGUCCAUAGUGUUCUAUAUCUAUCAGUGAGUCCAUAGCAUUCUAUAUCUAUCAGUGAGUCUCUGUUGGUGAGUCCAUAGUGUCCUAUAUCUAUCAGUGAGUCCAUAGUGUUCUAUAUCUAUCAGUGAGUCCAUAGUGUUCUAUAUCUAUCAGUGAGUCCAUAGUGUUCUAUAUCUAUCAGUGAGUCCAUAGUGUUCUAUAUCUAUCAGUGAGUCCAUAGUGUUCUAUAUCUAUCAGUGAGUCUCUGCUGGUGAGUCCAUAGGGUUCUAUAUCUAUCAGUGAGUCCAUAGUGUUCUAUAUCUAUCAGUGAGUCCAUAGUGUUCUAUAUCUAUCAGUGAGUCCAUAGUGUUCUAUAUCUAUCAGUGAGUCCAUAGUGUUCUAUAUCUAUCAGUGAGUCUCUGCUGGUGAGUCCAUCGUGUUCUAUAUCUAUCAGUGAGUCUCUGUUGGAGAGUCCAUAGUGUUCUAUAUCUAUCAGUGAGUCCAUAGUGUUCUAUAUCUAUCAGUGAGUCCAUAGUGUUCUAUAUCUAUCAGUGAGUCUCUGCUGGUGAGUCCAUAGUGUUCUAUAUCUAUCAGUGAGUCUCUGUUGGUGAGUCCAUAGUGUACUAUAUCUAUCAGUGAGUCUCUGUUGGUGAGUCCAUAGUGUUCUAUAUCUAUCAGUGAGUCCAUAGUGUUCUAUAUCUAUCAGUGAGUCUCUGCUGGUGAGUCCAUAGUGUUCUAUAUCUAUCAGUGAGUCCAUAGUGUUCUAUAUCUAUCAGUGAGUCUCUGCUGGUGAGUCCAUAGUGUUCUAUAUCUAUCAGUGAGUCCACAGUGUUCUAUAUCUAUCAGUGAGUCCAUAGUGUUCUAUAUCUAUCAGUGAGUCUCUGCUGGUGAGUCCAUAGUGUUCUAUAUCUAUCAGUGAGUCUCUGUUGGUGAGUCCAUAGUGUUCUAUAUCUAUCAGUGAGUCCAUAGUGUUCUAUAUCUAUCAGUGAGUCCAUAGUGUUCUAUAUCUAUCAGUGAGUCUCUGCUGGUGAGUCCAUAGCGUUCUAUAUCUAUCAGUGAGUCUCUGCUGGUGAGUCCAUAGUGUUCUAUAUCUAUCAGUGAGUCCAUAGCGUUCUAUAUCUAUCAGUGAGUCCAUAGUGUUCUAUAUCUAUCAGUGAGUCCAUAGUGUUCUAUAUCUAUCAGUGAGUCCAUAGUAUUCUAUAUCUAUCAGUGAGUCCAUAGCGUUCUAUAUCUAUCAGUGAGUCCAUAGUGUUCUAUAUCUAUCAGUGAGUCCAUAGUGUUCUAUAUCUAUCAGUGAGUCUCUGCUGGUGAGUCCAUAGUGUUCUAUAUCUAUCAGUGAGUCUCUGCUGGUGAGUCCAUAGUGUUCUAUAUCUAUCAGUGAGUCUCUGUUGGUGAGUCCAUAGUGUUCUAUAUCUAUCAGUGAGUCUCUGCUGGUGAGUCCAUAGUGUUCUAUAUCUAUCAGUGAGUCCAUAGUGUUCUAUAUCUAUCAGUGAGUCCAUAGUGUUCUAUAUCUAUCAGUGAGUCUCUGCUGGUGAGUCCAUAGUGUUCUAUAUCUAUCAGUGAGUCUCUGUUGGUGAGUCCAUAGUGUACUAUAUCUAUCAGUGAGUCUCUGCUGGUGAGUCCAUAGUGUUCUAUAUCUAUCAGUGAGUCCAUAGUGUUCUAUAUCUAUCAGUGAGUCCAUAGUGUUCUAUAUCUAUCAGUGAGUCCAUAGUGUUCUAUAUCUGUCAGUGAGUCUCUGCUGGUGAGUCCAUAGUGUUCUAUAUCUAUCAGUGAGUCUCUGCUGGUGAGUCCAUAGCGUUCUAUAUCUAUCAGUGAGUCUCUGCUGGUGAGUCCAUAGUGUUCUAUAUCUAUCAGUGAGUCCAUAGCGUUCUAUAUCUAUCAGUGAGUCCAUAGUGUUCUAUAUCUAUCAGUGAGUCCAUAGUGUUCUAUAUCUAUCAGUGAGUCUCUGCUGGUGAGUCCAUAGUGUUCUAUAACUAUCAGUGAGUCUCUGCUGGUGAGUCCAUAGCGUUCUAUAUCUAUCAGUGAGUCCAUAGUGUUCUAUAUCUAUCAGUGAGUCCAUAGUGUUCUAUAUAUAUCAGUGAGUCUCUGCUGGUGAGUCCAUAGUGUUCUAUAUCUAUCAGUGAGUCCAUAGUGUUCUAUAUCUAUCAGUGAGUCCAUAGUGUUCUAUAUCUAUCAGUGAGUCCAUAGUGUUCUAUAUCUAUCAGUGAGUCCAUAGUGUUCUAUAUCUAUCAGUGAGUCUCUGCUGGUGAGUCCAUAGUGUUCUAUAUCUAUCAGUGAGUCUCUGCUGGUGGGUCCAUAGUGUUCUAUAUCUAUCAGUGAGUCCAUAGUGUUCUAUAUCUAUCAGUGAGUCUCUGCUGGAGAGUCCAUAGUGUUCUAUAUCUAUCAGUGAGUCCAUAGUGUUCUAUAUCUAUCAGUGAGUCCAUAGUGUUCUAUAUCUAUCAGUGAGUCCAUAGUGUUCUAUAUCUAUCAGUGAGUCCAUAGUGUUCUAUAUCUAUCAGUGAGUCUCUGCUGGUGAGUCCAUAGUGUUCUAUUCUAUCAGUGAGUCUUGCUGGUGGGUCACCAUACUAGUGUUCUAUAUACCGAUCAGUGAGUCUCUGCUGGUGAGUCCAUAGUGGUUCUAUAUCUAUCAGUGAGUCUCUGCUGGUGAGUCCAUAGUGUUCUAUAUCUAUCAGUGAGUCUCUGCUGGUGAGUCCAUAGUGUUCUAUAUCUAUCAGUUGAGUCCAUAGUGUUCUAUAUCUAUCAGUGAGUCCAUAGUGGUCUAUAUCUAUCAGUGAGUCUCUGCUGGUGAGUCCAUAGUGUUCUAUAUCUAUCAGUGAGUCUCUGCUGGUGAGUCCAUAGUGUUCUAUAUCUAUCAGGGAGUCUCUGCUGGGUGAGUCAUAGUGUUCUAUAUCUAUCAGUGAGUCCAUAGUGUUCUAUAUCUAUCAGUGAGUCCAUAGUGUUUAUAUCUAUCAGUGAGUCUCUGAUGGUGAGUCCAUAGUGUUCUAUAUCUAUCAGUGCAGUCCAUAGUGUUCUAUAUCUAUCAGUGAGGUCCAUAGUGUUCUAUAUCUAUCAGUGAGUCUCUGCUGGUGAGUCCAUAGUGUUCUAUAUCUAUCAGUGAGUCUCUGUUGGUGAGUCCAUAGUGUACUAUAUCUAUCAGUGAGUCUCUGUUGGUGAGUCCAUAGUGUUCUAUAUCUAUCAGUGAGUCCAUAGUGUUCUAUAUCUAUCAGUGAGUCUCUGCUGGUGAGUCCAUAGUGUUCUAUAUCUAUCAGUGAGUCCAUAGUGUUCUAUAUCUAUCAGUGAGUCCAUAGUGUUCUAUAUCUAUCAGUGAGUCUCUGCUGGUGAGUCCAUAGUGUUCUAUAUCUAUCAGUGAGUCUCUGCUGGUGAGUCCAUAGCGUUCUAUAUCUAUCAGUGAGUCCAUAGCGUUCUAUAUCUAUCAGUGAGUCCAUAGUGUUCUAUAUCUAUCAGUGAGUCCAUAGUGUUCUAUAUCUAUCAGUGAGUCUCUGCUGGUGAGUCCAUAGUGUUCUAUAUCUAUCAGUGAGUCUCUGCUGGUGAGUCCAUAGUGUUCUAUAUCUAUCAGUGAGUCUCUGCUGGUGAGUCCAUAGUGUUCUAUACACUACCGUUCAAAAGUUUGGGGUCACUUAGAAAUGUCCUUGGUUUCGAAAGAAAAGCAGUUUUUUUUGUCCAUUAAAAUAACAACAAAUUGAUCAGAAAUACAGUGUAGACAUUGUUAAUGUUGUAAAUGGAUAUUGGAGCUGGAAACGGCAGAUUUUUAAUGGAAUAUCUACAUACGUACAGAGGCCCAUUAUCAGCAACCAUCAGUCCUGUGUUCCAAUGGCACGUUGUGUUUGCUAAUUCAAGUUUAUCAUUUUAAAAGGCAAAUUGACCAUUUUGCAAUUAUGAUAGCACAGCUGAAAACUGUUGUGCUGAUUAAAGAAGCAAUACAACUGGCCUUCUUGAGACUAGUUGAGUAUUUGGAGCAUCAGCAAUUGUGGGUUCGAUUACAGGCUCAAAAUGGCCAGAAAUAAAGAACAUUCUUCUGAAACUCGUCAGUCUAUUCUUGUUCUGAGAAAUGAAGGCUAUUCCAUGUGAGAAAUUGUUAAGAAACUGAAGAUCUCGUACAAAGCUGUGUACUACUCCCUUCACAGAACAGCGCAAACUGGCUCUAACCAGAAUAGAAAGAGGAGUGGGAGGCCCCGGUGCACAACUGAGCAAGAGGACAAAUUCAUUAGAGUGUCUAGUUUGAGAAACCGAAGCCUCACGGGUCCUCAACUGGCAGCUUCAUUAAAUAGUACCCACAAAACACCAGUUUCAACAUCUACAGUGGUCCUCUGUAGCUCAGCUGGUAGAGCACGGCGCUCGUAACGCCAAGGUAGUGGGUUCGAACCCCGGGACCACCCAUACACAAAAAAAGAAUGUAUGCACCUAUGACUGUAAGUCGCUUUGGAUAAAAGCGUCUGCUAAAUGGCUUAUUAUUAUUAUUAUUAUUAUUAUUAUUAUUAUUAUUAUUAUUAUUAUUAUUAUUAUUAUAACAGUGAAGAGGCGACUCCGGGAUGCUGACCUUCUAGGCAGAGUUGCAAAGAAAAAGUCCAGUGUCUGUGUUCUUUUGCCCAUCUUAAUCAUUUCGUUUUAUCGGCCAGUCUGAGGUAUGGCUUUUUCUUUGCAACUCUUCCUAGGUCAGCAUCUACAGAGGCUAAGCCGUAUCUGGUAGGAUCGGAGUGGGACACUUUCUUUCUAAGAGAGGUUUUAGCCCGGGGAUAAGAGAGUUCACACUUGGUAAAGCACCAACCUUAGUCCAGCUAGCUGGGCCUGCUCUGGAGAAGGGUUGGCACCUACUUUUCGGGGCUAGCCAAUCAGUUGGAUUGUUACCCAAUUCGAAUAUUCUACUCCAGAAAAGUGGCAGUUGGUUUCAGUUAACUCUGCUUGUGUGAAGCUAGCACAGGGCCAGUCGUAGACCGGGCGGGGCUCGGAACAAUGCCUUUUCUUUAUUAUGUUAUAACUUUUACCACAGCGUUAAUAUUCCCCUCAUCUUUAAUUCAUGUCUGUUUCUCUUCUUUGUCUCUCUGUCCUGCCUUCUACCUGUUGUCCAGGUGGUGUUUGAAGCCAAGAACGCUGCUCACUGUGUGAAGUUUGGAGAGGACAUGCCCCUCUCUAACUAAAGCCAUAGAGGGAGGACGACACAGAGAGAGAGGACGUGGAACAUAUGUUGUUGUGAAAGCAAAAUAUAAAAGACCACUGUUCUGGUCUCGGUGCUAUUGUUAGUGGCUCUGCCUGCGGCAGACAGGAGUGUGCUUAAAAUAGCUCGCGCUCUCUCU